Molecule: messenger RNA, 597 nt
Organism: Saxophila tyrrhenica
Lineage: Eukaryota; Fungi; Ascomycota; Dothideomycetes; Mycosphaerellales; Extremaceae
Gene: RAC1
Product: Rho GTPase protein rac1
Exons: 3
Coding region: 1-597 (198 amino acids)
Biological process (GO): establishment or maintenance of cell polarity; cortical cytoskeleton organization; small GTPase-mediated signal transduction
Cellular component (GO): cell projection; cytoplasmic vesicle; cytoskeleton
Molecular function (GO): GTP binding; GTPase activity; protein kinase binding
Source: RefSeq, a predicted model, not a curated record
AUGACGACCCAGCCCACACAGUCGCUUAAGUGCGUAGUCACUGGCGACGGUGCCGUCGGAAAGACAUGUUUGCUCAUCUCAUACACCACAAAUGCCUUCCCAGGCGAAUACAUACCGACAGUCUUCGACAAUUACUCGGCGAGCGUGAUGGUGGACAACAAGCCGAUAAGUCUUGGGCUCUGGGAUACGGCGGGGCAGGAAGACUACGACCGACUUCGACCGCUGUCAUACCCGCAAACAGACGUCUUCCUGAUCUGCUUCUCAAUCGUGAGCCCUUCGUCAUUCGACAACGUCAAGGCGAAGUGGUAUCCUGAGAUCGACCAUCACGCGCCUGGGGUCCCGAUUAUUCUGGUCGGCACCAAGCUGGACCUGAGAGACGAUCCAGAGGUGAGGGAACAGCUGCGGCAAAGGAAGAUGGGCCCGAUCCAGUAUGAGCAGGCAGUACAAGUGGCGAAAGACAUCAAGGCGGUGAAAUACCUCGAGUGCUCAGCGCUCACGCAGCGGAAUUUGAAGAGCGUGUUCGAUGAGGCCAUUAAAGCCGUGAUCAGCCCAAAGCCACAGCAAAAGCCCAAGAAGUCGAAGUGCACAAUCCUCUGA